UCUUAAUCCGCGACACAUCGUAGUGGGUCAUGACACCUCACGUCCAUUCAUAGUAUCCAUCGAGCGAGCAUCCUCACCAUGCUCGUGUUGUGUCCACCCCGAUGCCACGCGCCCGCCAGAUCGUAUUUCGCAUCUUCUACAGCACCUCCUUCACCAUCGUCUUCCUCCUGACAAUCUCAUUUAUAUGCGUCACCCCCGCCGAUGCACUCUACGAAUCCUACAAACGCAGACGUCUACUCGACAUCUUCCUCAUAACAGGCGACUAUGUGGUCACCGCCCUUAUUGCGUCGCUCAUAUAUGCGAGCAGACUCUACACCAACCGCUCCGUUCUCAAGGACAUCCCGAAGACGUUCCUACCGAUUGAAAAAGAGGACUUGCCUGGUCGGCGCGUACACCGAUUGAUUCAAGACUGUCUCGAGCGCAGCGCAGUCAUAGCGUACCAGGCCCGGCCGAAGAGUAAACGGAUCGAAUAUGACAACACCAUUGUCCUCGGGAGAAUGCGAUCGCUCGUCCUGGCAAGCACGAAAGAGAGCCAAAGCCACGAGCCGCCCUGGGGCAAGAUCGAACAUCCGGGGUGGUGCUCACCCGCAGCGGCAGAUCAUCCGGGUCUCGAAUAUGCGACUGUCAUCGACGAGUUGAUUGACCUCGUUGAAGCGAAGGCCGUGAGUCUGGCGCCUGUCGACCCGCUCGGCGAAUCGGGACAAGAUGGGUCGCCAUUACCUGAUCCCAGGGUGAUCGAUGAACUCACCCGCCUAGACACGAUGGGCAUGCGGCAAUACUUGCGGCGGUUGAUUGAGAUCGGCGUAGUGCCCGACACGAGCCUACCGGUUGCUUUUCUGACGGCGUACGAGCGGGCACGAUUUUCGAGCCGUCCCCUCACGGACGACGAGUUUCAAGGGUUGAUGCGCAUGUUCGCCGAGCUACUGAGGAAUAUGGCGCCUGUGGAUGUCGACAUGCUCGAUCUGGAAGAUUCAGCAUACAGCUCCUCGGAAAGGGGUGGCAUGAAUCAUGACCAGCGCCGACCAUCCGCGCACACGGACCCUACGAUCUCAUCAGCGGCAUCGACUUUCUCGGAGAACGGAUCCGUCCGACACCAUCUGCCUCCUCCCCGGCGCGUGUCUGAGGACUCAGCACCGUCAUUGUCCUCUGUAGAGGUGCGCAAGUAUACGGACGAGGACGAGGACGAUGACAUGGACGCACGCUCAUUACGUACGGCGCCGACGAGAGCCACUAGUGCGCGAUCCCGACCGGGACUCGGCUCGAUGUCGCGUAUAGCGUCAGCCGUGUCGAGACAGAGCUUGCAAACUACCAAUUCCAGCGGCUCACUGCGCUCGACAAGCUCGGCACGGUCGUCGGACUUGAGUCCACGACGGACAAGGACCAGGUCGUCCGGUGGCAGUGUGAUUCGCCUGACUCGAUCAAGCGACAGGAGCGAGCUGCCGUAUACGAUUCAGGUCCCGCAGACUGACAGGCCUCGAUCUUGAUAUUUUGUGACAUGAUGUGUUACCAAGCAAGCGAAUUAGGAAGCCCUUGGAUUGCUCAUCGCUACGCGAACACGACGUUUAGUCAAGGCUCUUUAAUGAUGAAAAUAAUAAAGCAUCCAACAA
Exophiala xenobiotica is the source of this 1607-nucleotide messenger RNA. RefSeq lists its product as uncharacterized. The transcript has a single exon. The record is from RefSeq and is a predicted model, not a curated record. The coding region runs from base 102 to 1484 and encodes 460 amino acids. NCBI's taxonomy places the organism in Eukaryota, Fungi, Ascomycota, Eurotiomycetes, Chaetothyriales, Herpotrichiellaceae.